Molecule: messenger RNA, 1704 nt
Organism: Parnassius apollo (apollo)
Lineage: Eukaryota; Metazoa; Arthropoda; Insecta; Lepidoptera; Papilionidae
Source: the annotation of a GenBank genome assembly
AUGGUGUUAACGAAAAUAAUUAUUUUCUGUGUAUUUAGUGCAAUAUUUACAAGUGUCUACUGUAAAGUUGCGUUAAGUGAACAGAAAAUUGCGGAUAUAUUAAAUUCAAUAGGUAAAACAGAAGCCAAAGAUGUUAUAAAAAAUGAAGAUGUUACAACGAUAGCAACAGUUGACCAUAUAAUUGGCGGUGAAAAAGCGGUUCAAGAAAUAACAAAUAACAGUAUAGAAGAUGAUACUAAAGAAAACAAGACUAAAAAAGACGAAGCGUCCAAAUCAGUAAAUCAGACGUGUAAAAAAACCGACAGUAGUGAGAUUGAGGACUCCGAAGAAUAUAAUGGAAAAGCCUGUGCUAACGAAACCGAAAAUUUGACUGCCCUUAUACUAACACCUUUUAUUGAACGAGGUCAACUUCAAGAAGCUCGCAACGCAAGCAGAGUUGACCCUCAACUUUUCCUCGGAGUCGAAAGCUACUCAGGAUAUUUCACCGUGAACAAAACGUACAAUUCAAACCUUUUCUUUUGGUAUUUUCCCGUCGAAAAUAAACCGGUAAAUAAAACUCCCUGGAUUAUUUGGCUACAAGGAGGUCCGGGCGCUUCCAGUAUGACUGGACUGUUCGAUGAAAUUGGUCCGUUUACAAUUGAUGCGACAUUCAAAUUAAAAAGAAAUCAGUAUUCAUGGUUGCAAAAUCAUUCAUUGGUUUUCUUUGAUAAUCCCGUUGGGACUGGGUUCAGCUUCACCGAAGACAACAAAGGAUACACUAGAGAUAUGACUACGUAUUCCAGUCACUUGUACACUGCGUUUCAACAAUUUCUUCAAGUGUUCCCCGAGUUGAGAACUGCUCCGUUGUACGUAGCGGGGGAGUCAUACGCCGGGAAGUACGUGCCCUCGCUGGGCGUUGAAAUACACAAGCGUAUGAACAAGCCAGGCGGAGACGUUAAUUUGCAGGGUUUCAUGAUUGGUAACGCAUACGUGGACCCCGCUGUCAUCCUCCAGAUUCCUCGUCCUUUUUACCACUUCGGAUUGUUAGGGAUGGAGCAGAUGGAUAUGGUGAAACCUUUAGUGGACGCCUUAGCGCAGGAAAUAGCCGCUAAUAACAGCAUCGUUGCUAAAACUAAAUGGUUGAACCUCAUAAGUCUGCUAUUAGUGUUGACGCACCAGUCCCACGCCUACAACUUCUUGCAAAACGACCUGAAGCUGGGAAAAUAUGUGCCCUACAUGAACAAGCCGGAAAUCCAGAAGGCGAUACACGUUCGCAACACCAAGUUCGGCUUCGUGAAUAUGACAGUCCACGCUCACCUCGCCUUGGACUUUUUGAGCAGCGGAAAGGGACACUUCGAAACGUUGCUUGAACAUUACAGAGUGUUAGCAUAUUGCGGCCAACUAGACCUAAUGAUGCCAUGUGUUACCACAUCAGAAAACUAUCGUACGUGGAAAUGGAACGGAACUGAUAAGUUCAUCAAAGCACCACGCUUACCCUACAUGUACAGGAAUAAACGUGCCGGUUAUCACAAAACUGGUGGCGGUCUGACUGAAGUCGUGUUCCUCGGUGCAGGUCACAUGGUUCCACUUGACGUUCCAGGUCCAGCCAAAGAUUUAGUCACUCGCUGGACUCAUAAUAAGACACUUAGCAUAAGUUUUCCCAUCCUAGAAGGGACUUUCAUAGGUGACUUUAUCAAAAACAAUUCUAUGUUGCCAUACCUUUAA